This is a messenger RNA of Dermacentor albipictus, 798 nucleotides long. RefSeq names its product serine protease inhibitor swm-1-like. The record is from RefSeq and is a predicted model, not a curated record. NCBI's taxonomy places the organism in Eukaryota, Metazoa, Arthropoda, Arachnida, Ixodida, Ixodidae.
GCAGAAGAAACAAACGACCCAGCGCCUUCCGCGAGUGUGCUCCCGAAGAUACACGGCCGACUUCCCUUCGGAACCGCAGCAGCCACAGCGGAAGACUGAGAGAAGAGAUUGCAAUAUUUAGCAUCGCGUACCCUGUAAUGACUGCAUCCGCGAUAUAUUGAGGAGGGAACAAAAAGGGGCGCAACCGUUCCAGCGAUCACCACUUGUGCCCUAAGGUUCCGAGCUUGGACGUCGACGAGCUUCAAGGAUGAAGUGCUUUCUCUUGCUGGUGACGGCCGUGGUGGUGACCUGCGCUCCGAGUUCUGACAGCGAAAGCGCUACCGAGCUGUACAAGUUACUGCCGGCCGUUCAAGAUUGUGGCCUCAACGAGGUGUGGAAGGAGUGCGUGAGUAGCAGCUGCGCCGAGGCCUCCUGCAGCAGGCCCGUCAUCGGGCCCGCCUGCACGGCUGACUGCCGCCAGGGAUGCUACUGCGCCGACGGAUUCUACCGUAACGACGAACGAAACUGCGUCCGACUGGACCAGUGCCCGCAACAAGGAAGGGGAGGAAGACCUGGACAGCCAUGCCGUGAGAACGAGGAGUGGAAGGAAUGCGUGAGUAGCUCCUGCGCGGAGGCUACGUGUGAGAAAAAGACCAUCGGUCCCCAAUGCACCCACGACUGCCAGCAAGGCUGCUACUGCGCCCAGGGAUUCUACCGCAACUCCGAACGCAACUGCGUCCCCGAAGACCAGUGUCCAUCAUGAGUGUAGUCUCGAGUAAACAAUUACUACCGACCAAUAAAGUUUGCUCUCACAUUGCA